AUGAGCGGCCAUAAGCUGUCGCUACUGGUUGCCUUGACGGCAUUGGUGGCGUUGACGGCGGUGGAGGCGGAGUACAAUGUCGUCGACUACGGCGCGAGGCCCGACGGCGGGGCGGACUCGGCUGGGGCGUUUUUGGCCGCGUGGGGCGCGGCGUGCAACGACACGGGGAGCUCCGGCUCCCGGCCGGUGCUGCGCGUGCCGGCGGGCAGGUUCCUGCUCAGCCGGGCCUACUUCAAGGGCCCAUGCCGGAGCGCCGGCGUGGUUGUCGCCAUCGACGUCAAUGGCACCGUUUUCGCGCCGCCGACCGUGGACAGCAGGGCGUGGAUCAUGUUCCACCACGCCGACGGCCUGGCGAUCCGCGGCGGGACGUUGGACGGGCAGGGGCAGGAGUACUGGGCGUGCAAGAAGGACGGCAGGUGCACCGGGCAGGGCCCUACGUACGUGCACUUGCAGACGCUGGACAUUAGUCAGUCCAAGGGCGUGAGUGUGAAGCAGCUGACGCUGCUCGACAGCAAGAACGUCCACAUGGUCAUCUUCGACUCCACCGGCGUGACGGUCCAGGGCGUCAGGAUGGUCGCUCCGGCCAACAGCCCCAACACCGACGGCAUCCACGCCCAGCUCUCCCGCCACGUGAGCAUCCUCAACACCACGAUCAGCACCGGCGAUGACUGCGUCUCCCUGGGGCCCGGCUCCUCCGACGUGCUCAUCAGGGACAUCAAGUGCGGCCCGGGCCACGGCAUCAGCAUCGGGAGCAUGGGAGGGCAGGCCGGCGAGCAGGGGGUGAGGAACGUGACCGUGGAGAGGGCGGUGCUGACGGGCACGACGAACGGCCUGCGAAUCAAGACGUGGGGGAUGCCCAACCCAGGCUCCGUCACGGGCGUCUCCUUCUCGCAGGUCACGAUGCAGCGCGUGGCGAACCCCAUCGUCGUCGACCAGAACUACUGCCCCCGCAGCCGCAAAGUCGAAUGCCCGGGCAAGAGCUCGGGGGUGCAGAUCAGCGACGUGUCGUACGAGGACAUCGAGGGCACGUCGAGGACGCCCGUGGCGGUCAAGUUCGACUGCAGCGACACCAACCCCUGCAGCGGGAUCAGGCUCAAGAACAUCAGGCUGACGUACCGGCACAAGCGGCCGGCGCAGGCCAAGUGCCGGAACGCCGGCGGGUCCGCGUCCGGGGAGGUCACGCCGCCGAGCUGCUUCUGA
This is a messenger RNA of Triticum turgidum subsp. durum (durum wheat), 1200 nucleotides long. The record is from the annotation of a GenBank genome assembly. Lineage: Eukaryota; Viridiplantae; Streptophyta; Magnoliopsida; Poales; Poaceae.